AUGGUUCUGGAGCCGCGCGCUCAAAGACUGAGAGUGGAUGCGAGCAAGGGAUGGGUCAGCAUAAUCAUCAUCUUGCCUGAGGACAACCUUCCAUGCUUCGGGGAGAACGGCAUGGUGGGUACGGAACGCCCCGGCAGGGCGCGUCGUGUAGGCUGCAAUAUCCAAUACUCCGUGGUGGAUAAUCAUUAG
This is a messenger RNA of Penicillium cataractarum, 189 nucleotides long. RefSeq lists its product as uncharacterized. Lineage: Eukaryota; Fungi; Ascomycota; Eurotiomycetes; Eurotiales; Aspergillaceae. The record is from RefSeq and is a predicted model, not a curated record. The coding region runs from base 1 to 189 and encodes 62 amino acids. The transcript is spliced from 2 exons.